Ceutorhynchus assimilis (cabbage seed weevil) is the source of this 2568-nucleotide messenger RNA. The record is from the annotation of a GenBank genome assembly. Lineage: Eukaryota; Metazoa; Arthropoda; Insecta; Coleoptera; Curculionidae.
CGCAGGCGUACAAAUCUGUUUCCUGCCAUCUGUCACCGUUCCUUUCCCUUUCCAUCAAAAUUAUUCCCAUUCUCCUCAGUCGCCAUAUCUAAGGCGAGACGUACUAGUGUUUUCCCGCAAGUUUUCGUCGGUUUCGACGACCGGGGAGUUUCCUGCUCCCUUUUCGACUUUUCUUGUCCGACUUUUUCCCAGAACCAUCCGACUAUUGGAAAUAAUAAUACAUUUAAGGAUUUUCCCUUGGUAUCUAGUAAACAUGGCAUUUUAAAAGAUGUCAGCCUUUACGUCAAGCAACGCUGCCACUCCUUUUGGAGGAGCACAGGGCUUCCAAAUAAUCCCAGCUUUAGCUUUUAAGACUGGAGGAGAUGGAGAAGAAAAAGAACCGGAAUAUGCCAAAUUCAUCCAGGAGUUCCUUUGGGAAUGAAUCCAAGAAAGUCCAAGAUGCUGCAACCAAUAAGCUUGGAUCUCGUGUCACACCUCGACGACGUGAGCCUUCCUGCGGAUUUACCAAACCCAAUGAAACCAACAGAAAGAGCCAACCACCACGUAACACCAAGACUUUCGAUAAGCGUCCCAAACCUCGUGGAUAUUAUUAUGCUGGCGCUGUACCUAGAAAUGAGGAAGCCGGCCUAGAAGAAUUUGAUGAGCCAGAAUUGGGUUCAGUUUUUUUACCAGGCAGCAAAAAGCAAAGCCUAAACCAUUUAUUGAAUUUUUCAUUUGCUCCCAGGGAGAAUGCUCACCAAGGCUCUUACUACCACCCUGAAAGGGUUGAUGGUAAUAAGAAGGGUGAAAAAUUGUUGGCCACCAGAAAGCACAAAUAUAAUAAAGAACAUUUUUUACAAGCCAAUUGCCAGUUUAUUGUCAACGAAACAGGAGACUAUAAACAAUACCUGAAUAAUCCUGAUGCUCUAGUUAACUGGGAUCUAGUAGAACAAGUGAAUGUUCAAGUAAAUGAAGAACCAUCAUGCCCAAUUUGCCUCUAUCCACCAGUGGCAGCAAAAAUGACAAAAUGCGGUCAUGUUUAUUGCUGGCCUUGCAUUCUUCAUUAUUUGGCUCUUUCUGAUAAGCCAUGGCGUAAAUGUCCUAUUUGCUAUGACGCUAUUAAGAAAAAUGACCUUAAAAGUGUGGUAGCUAUUCCCCAUAAAACCUUUUCUCAAAAUGACAGAAUUACCUUCAAACUAAUGAAGAGACUGCGCGGCAGCCUCACAGCUUACCCUGCCGAUGCUGUAGUCCCUCUAGAAGACAGCAUUUUCAAAAUAUCAGACCAAAACAACCAAACCCGUUUUUCAAAAUUAUUUUUGGCUGAUAAAAACGAUAUUGAAGAAAUUAUUGGUAGGGAAACCAGGGAAUUAGAUAUCUUGAUGGCGGAAGAUGAUAAUUGCCCCGAAAUAUGUUUCAUAGAAGAAGCCAAACAGUUUUUGGAGUCACGGAAGAAUCAGAUUUUGGCAAACGAAAGUAUAAACAUUGACCAAAUCGAUACCAACUUGGAUGUUUUUAUCAAUCAGAAUCUAGCUGAAGCAGAUGCAGGACCUCAAAUGCCCAAGUUUUUUUAUUUUUAUCAAGCUGAAGACGGACAACAUAUCUAUUUACAUGCUAUCAACGCCAAGAUGUUGGAACAUACCUAUGGUUCACUGGAGUUUUGCCCUAAAACAUUGGAUGGUCGCAUUUUAGAAAAAGAAGGCGGUUCAAUGACUGAAGAACUACGCAAAAAACUGAGAUAUCUGCAGCAUUUACCUGUAACAUGUCAAUUUGAGGUGGCUGAAAUUAAGCUUAGUGAACCACAAGUCAAUCAGGAAACUUUGGAUUAUUUCAGAGAUCAAAUUGAACUGAGGCGAAAAAGACGUCAGAGGCGCGCCAAAGAAGAAAAGAAGCGCGAAAAACGAAUUGAAGCGGAAGAAAACAAAAUAAUUGGCAUAUUUGAUUCUCCUGAAUUACAAUUGGAUAGCAGAGACCAAUUUCCGGAUGUUAAGCAGUCUCAUGAUAUGUUCCCAGAUUAUUUAGAUCACAGACUAAGAUCAGAGUCAGAAUCUACUUUCAUGACUCACAGUGAGAGAAGCAUUUCACCAGAUUUGGCCUCAUCUAUAUCUGGCAUGUCUUUGGAGAAUACACAUUCUGGCCCCUCAUUUGCAACUAUGCUAGCCUCUGAAAAUAAACCAUCUUGGCCUACACUGAAAGCUAAACCUACCAAUCAGCCUUCUUCAGCUCCAGUUAAGCUUAUUACCGUUACUGGUCCUAAGAUGUCGAGUGUCAAUGUAGCACACUGUCCUAGUGAUGGGGAUGUUGAGCAAGAUGGCGAUUUUGGACCAGUUCCUGAUUUUAAUAGAAGUUUUGGUGAUGCACUUGCUGAAGCAUUAGCUAAAGAGCUAGAUGUUGUGGGAGAGGCCGAAAAUGAUGUUUCCACAGCAUCAGGCAGAAAGAAGAAAAAGAAAAACAAGCAAAAGUUACUGUUCUCAACUCGCAUGGCUUACCCAGGAAAUUAACUUUUUUUUAAUUAUAUCUUUUAAAUAGAUAAAAAUUCUAGUUUGGCAAUUGUCAACCAAAACUUAAUUGUUAUAGAUUGUUUCAGGCUUU